AUCAGUUUAGUGAGCCUGCGUCCUUUCCUACUCUCAGUCUGAUGAAGUCAGUGCCUGGAACUGGAUUCUCCAAGAAACUUAGAUACGAUGCGACCUCGGCCGUCUGGGAGAAGCUGAUAAAAAGCAGAUUUUGUGGUCCGAAAAGCUUCGCCUUUUCCUUUUCUUCUUUUCUUUUUGUGAAGAGGUUGAUGGACUCAGGAUCGUCAUGAUACCAUGGUUGCCCAACUGCUAGGGCUGGCCUUUUUGUUUCUAGCUUGCAGCCCCGUCCCCUCGAAGGCAGUGGAGGUGCAGGUCAAUCCCAACUGGGAGGUUGUGUACCAGAACACCGAUGUGUACGGGGUGCUGGGAAAAGCGGUGAUCCUGGAGUGCGGCACCACCUUGCCAGACAUAUACAUAUGGAGCUUCACAAAACCGGGAACCGAUGCCAUCAAGGCUGUGGUGUACAAUUUGGGGAAAGGACAGCGGCUCCAGCAGCAGGCCCAGACGCUCGGGCAGCUCUCGGUCAUCUCAAACAGUGCAGCCGUGAGCAUCGAGCAACUACCCGUGGCCGCACAAGGCCUGUUCACCUGUCAGGCCUUCUAUGACAUAGAGCAGGAGCCCAGGGUCUUCUACUACUUUGUGUACCUCACUGUCCGAGUCCCUGUCAGCAAGCCGCACCUCCUGAUGAGUGACGUAUCUCCAGUGGAGGGUUCUUCGGUGUGGAUGCGCUGCCAUCUGGAAAACGGGACCGGGCCGAUCCAGUAUGCGUGGCAGCACGAGACCAGCGGCGGGAACAUUUCUGCCUUUGCACUGGGCAACGCCAGUGUCAUCAACGUGACCGACAUCAACCGCAAUCACACCGGCUGGUACCGAUGUGUGGCCAGCAACGCUGUCAACAGCGAGAGCUCUGACAGGUUGUGGCUGAACACCUUCUUUGGACCGGACGUCCCUCGGAUAGACGUUUCUCCUUACAGCAUAACAGAGCGGGGAUAUUCAGCCCUGGAGAGAGACACUGUCUCAUUACAGUGUCAAGCCCAGUCCAACCCGGCCAGUCAGUACGUCUGGUUCUACAAUGAAUCCCAGAUCUACACCGGGCCGCAGUUAACCAUCACCAAGAUCCUCCGCAUGCACACUGGCGACUACGCCUGCUUGGCGCAGAACACCUACCUCAACACCCGCUCCAAAAAAUCCAUCAGCCUGACUGUCUACUACCCGCCCGACGGCAACCCCACCUGUUCUGUGGAGCCGGCUCUGAAUCACACCGCUCUGAGACUUCUCUGCUCCUGGCCCGGUGGAUUACCCUCCCCCUCCCUCCACUGGACAGGACCCUUGCCCUCGGAGGCGGGACAAGACGGGGCUGACACACGGCUGCAAACAAAUCCAUUGGCCAACACUGCCAUCUUGCUGUCGUCUGAAGACCUGACUUCCAACAGCAGCCUGUAUACCUGCAGGGGCUCCCACCUGGCACUCAAACAAUCAACAGAGUGCAGCGCACGCACAUAUAUUCCCCCUGCGGAGCCACUGUGUUUUGCCUACGUGACCAACAAUAAAGAGUAUCUGAUGCUAUCCUGCACCUGGGACGGUGGGGCCCCAAAAGCCUUGGUGUGGUGGGAGGGCCCCGGCGUCCAGGGCAAAGGGGGGGAAGAAAACUCCAACAUCCUGAUCCUUCGCUACGGCACCGCCCGCGGCGGGAAACCCUACACCUGCUACGCAAAGCACCCACUUCUGGUCCAGACCAAGACCUGCAGGCUGACACUGGAGGCUCCGGUGCUGCUGACGCAGCGCAGAGUUGUGUCCGUAUACCAGGGGAGUGAUGUUCAGCUCAACUGCACCCUGAGAGCCAACUACCCUUCCUGUCAGCGAAAUACCUUGGUACAAAUAAUCAGGGUCGUGGGGCGACACCGGGGAAUAUCAGUUGCUCCUCUUCCAAGGCCGUUGGGAGGAGCAGAAAUCAACGUCACUUUAGUGGUUAAGAGGCACCCCGUGCCACCCAAUGCCACCCUGGUCAACGUGAUUUACAACAGCCGAAUGCGCAACGAGGUGGAGCUGGAAUGGCGGGUAGAGGACGAGGAAGGAGGAGGUUGGACAGGUUUCAUCUUGCAGCACAUUUGGGUGUCAGAAAAACCGGGAAGGAGAGGCAGCAACAAUGAUUCAAAGGAGGACGCGGAGGAUCGGAUCGGUGCGCCGGUCUGGUACUCCAACAUCAUCCAGGACCCGGGAGUCAGGGUUCAUACGGUCGGGAAACUGACGCCGACCGUGACGUACCGGUUCCGCAUUACACCUGUCAACCACCGCACCGUGGGACAUCCUUCCGCAGCAAAGACUCCAGCGGAACCACGCUACAACGUGUACCCUGCUGUGAUUGGAGCAGCUGUAGGCGGGAUGCUUGUUGCGGCCUUCCUCACAGCGCUGCUGCUCGUGUUCAUAAUCCGAAACCGCAACAACAGUCCUCGGCUACAUGACAUGCUGUUUGGUUUGCAGCACAGCCAGUCGAGGGAAAACAUCAACUUUCCAGAGGAUGAAGUGGUAGGCAGGUUGGAGGGAGGAAUGGAGGAGAUCAUGGGAUCCUCUAGUCCAGCUCCAGCCAUGGCUUUACCCCGGGCAGCAUCGCCCCUCAACGCCUCCCCACGCAGCGCCCCCCUCAACACCAGCCAAGCCCCGCCCCCUGGAGACGACAACGAGCCCGUCAGCGUCACCAUCACCGUCAAUGCUACAGGAUCAUAGACUAGUCGGACAUAUAGUAUAAACUUCUUUGGUCGUAAGUUAACACAGAAGUAAUAGUUCUGUUGGCAGUAUUUAGCAUGCGACUUUGAUAACGGUUAAAUGUGAGUUUUCUUGUUGAUGAGACAGCACCUGCUGUUUCCUUAUCUAACAAUUUCAUACAAAAGGCUUUUAUAUAUUUUCAUUUCAAGUUUUGGCUGACCUCAAAGCAAAUCCUAAAAUGACGUUUUUCUUGAGGUAGUUCUUAGUCAUUAUAAGCAUAAUCCAUCAAAACACACAAUGGGUUUAUUUUCAAUAAUUUAAUCAAGACUUUGUAUCGCCGUGAACACAAUUAGAACAAAUUAAACACACACAUACAACACUUGGCUUUAUCCAGAUGUGUGUAUAGCACUAAACACUCAACCAAAUGGCUGACUUAAGAAAGUGUAACAUCAACAAUGUCAUCAAACGCUCAACCAAUUCUCACAAGAAUAGAAAUGCCAGGAAACAAAAGAGUCUACACACAAACACAGGCUUGAAGGAGAACACAUUUCAAAUACCAGUGAAAAAGAUAAACAUCAGCAGGUUCUCCCUCCAACGUCCGUAGCAGUGUGCGUCUCUAUGCAGAGGUCGCUUAUACGAUGGGAGGCAAAAUCUUCUGAGUGCUGAUGAUGUCUCCAAGCUUCUGUUUUAUUUUCACAAAGAGACGCUUGAACUCGAGACCGUCACCCUGGAAACAGAGUUGUGAUUCAUUUAGUUAACUUGUUUUGGAAAAUACAUAUUGAUCUCUUUCAGCUCUGGUACAGGUACAUUUUGUUUUCAUAUUAAAACUCGUUACUCAUAAACUCAAAAGGUGCGAUCAUGAGGUCGUUUGGAUGAACAUGUAAAUCAGCAAUCGGACAGUUUUGGUGACUCAUCAGCUCGACAUGAACCCAUAGCGUGGAACUCAGAACAAAGCCUUUUAUAAAUAAUAACUCUUUUCUCAA
This is a messenger RNA of Gasterosteus aculeatus aculeatus (three-spined stickleback), 3665 nucleotides long. The record is from RefSeq and is a predicted model, not a curated record. Lineage: Eukaryota; Metazoa; Chordata; Actinopteri; Perciformes; Gasterosteidae.